AUGGAGCAGGUGGACCAGAAAAUAGUUAAAGCGGGAGAUAAGGACCUGGACGGCCAGCUGGACUUUGAGGAGUUUGUCCACUAUCUGAGAGACCACGAAAAGAAGCUCCGGCUGGUCUUCAAAAGCCUGGACAAGAAGAACGAUGGUCGUAUUGACAAGCAGGAAAUCAUGCAGUCCCUUCGAGACCUGGGGGUUAACAUCUCCGAGCAGCAGGCAGAGAAGAUCCUCAAAAGCAUGGACAAGAAUGGCACGAUGACCAUCAACUGGAACGAGUGGAGAGACUACCACCUACUGCACCCCGCCAAUAACAUUCCCGAGAUCAUCCUGCACUGGAAACACUCAACGAUAUUCGAUGUAGGGGAGAGUUUGAUGGUGCCAGAUGAGUUUACAGCCGAGGAAAAGAAGACUGGGAUGUGGUGGCGACACUUAGUGGCUGGAGGGGCAGCCGGCGCCGUGUCUCGAACCUGCACCGCACCCCUGGACCGGCUCAAAGUGCUCAUGCAGGUCCACGCCUCCCGUACCAACAGCAUGUGCAUUGCCGGCGGCUUCACCCACAUGAUACGCGAGGGCGGUAUGAGGUCACUAUGGCGAGGCAAUGGCAUGAACGUCAUCAAGAUCGCCCCUGAGUCAGCCAUCAAGUUCAUGGCUUACGAGCAGAUCAAACGUUUGAUAGGCAGCAACCAGGAGACACUGGGCAUCCUGGAGAGGUUUGUGGCGGGAUCUCUGGCUGGAGCCAUUGCCCAGAGCAGUAUUUACCCCAUGGAGGUGUUGAAGACCCGCCUAGCCCUGAGGAAGACGGGCCAGUUCUCUGGCAUCGCUGACUGCGCCAAACACAUCUUCCGGAAGGAGGGCAUGGCCGCCUUCUACAAGGGAUACAUUCCCAACUUGAUAGGCAUCAUCCCCUACGCUGGCAUUGACCUGGCUGUCUACGAGACUCUGAAGAACUCAUGGCUGCAGCGCUAUGCCACAGACAGUGCUGACCCGGGGGUGUUCGUCCUGUUAGCCUGCGGUACCACCUCCAGCACCUGUGGACAGCUGGCCAGCUACCCCCUGGCCCUGGUCAGGACCCGAAUGCAGGCUCAAGCCACCAUCGAGGGCGGUCCCCAGAUGACCAUGUCGGGGCUGUUCCAACACAUUGUGAAGACUGAGGGUGCAUUUGGACUCUACCGAGGCCUGGCCCCAAACUUCAUGAAGGUCAUUCCAGCGGUCAGCAUCAGCUAUGUGGUCUACGAGAACCUCAAGAUGAGUCUGGGGGUGGUGUCACGUUGAGGCCUGGGGGCAGAGGGAGGUAGCACCUCCCCUUAAGACCAAGUUGUUCAUUUUUGCUUUGCCAAGCAACGGUGCGGGUGACUUGGAAAAAAGGGAGGAAUCUCAGCAGACAGAGCUGGGGUUGUUAGAGACCAUCUCAUUCUGUAAAUGUUAUGAAGACAGAUGGGGAGAUGUACAUGGAGGGAGGGAAGAGACAUAUUACAACACUAAGGACAAAAAAAGCAAUGGAGAGAUGGGAACAGACACUAUGACUGGAAGGGAGGUGGGGAUGGAGAUCCUCUCACAUAGCUGUAAUCUUAAAGUAUCAUUAUGUAAGGAGUUAUUUUAUCAAUCCAGAUAAAAUCCUUCAACAUGAGUCCACUGUUGGCUUUUUGUUAUCAAAUUUGAAGACCCAGGUUAACUGAAAAGCAAUCUCUUCACUGGAACUCCAGUAUUCUCCAACCUGCUUGAAAUUUGUUAACGGAAAUGUAUUUAGGGACCAAAAAUCUGCUUUUGUUUGUCCGUUGCACUGGCGGCUACUGUUAUGUUCACUCAAUAGUACUAUCCUAUAGGUGGCAGUAUUAGUCAACCUAUCUGGCUUGUGAAAGACUGAUUUUCUAAUUGUCAUCUAAAGUUGUCCUAUGUAAUAUGUAUCCGCCUUAAUGCAGCAUUCAUUAAAAUGUAAGAGGCUGGAACUAUUAGGGCAUUAGCUGUUAUGAAUUUGUCUGGAGGGAGCAAAACCUCAACUCACAAUUUUGAUUUAUCUGGUUAAUUCCAUAAUUCUCCUUUUUCUCAUUGUAUAGCUUGAUGAGAAUGUUAAACAACUGAUUUGAACAGAAAGGGCAAUGCAGGUUGGAUGCCCAUAGUGUAUUAUUGUCCACUUAGUCUUAAAACAGCUGGUAAGAAGUGUGUAUGUCUUGAUGCUAAUACAUUUUUGUAUUGUAGCCAGAUAUUUAAAUAAAUAUGGUCCAAGACAUGCAGCGCUCAAAGAAUAGAUACUGUUAG
Molecule: messenger RNA, 2253 nt
Organism: Salvelinus namaycush (lake trout)
Lineage: Eukaryota; Metazoa; Chordata; Actinopteri; Salmoniformes; Salmonidae
Product: calcium-binding mitochondrial carrier protein SCaMC-2-B-like
Exons: 9
Coding region: 1-1269 (422 amino acids)
Biological process (GO): transmembrane transport
Cellular component (GO): mitochondrial inner membrane
Molecular function (GO): ATP transmembrane transporter activity; calcium ion binding
Source: RefSeq, a predicted model, not a curated record